UUAAACAUGGCGCGGUCCAUUGAAAAAGAAAAUCUAAAAGAUAUUCGUAAAUUAAUCAAAUGCGUGACAGGUUUCCAACAAAAUGAGGAGAACUUUGGUGUCUGCCAGGACUUUGUGGUGUCCAACCUCAAGUUUCACAGGUUUCUUGGAGUUGACAGUCACAAGGUCACCAGGCAACUUGAUGGCAUUUGUGACAAAUUGAAGAUUCACUCCGAGCACAAAAAAGCGAAGAAGUUUGAUGAGCUGCGUCAAGAGUUCCUGGGUACAGCCUGCUUUGAAGGCAGAGACACAGGGAAGACGGACACCCACUAUGCCAUACUGUUAGUGUUGAUGCUCAUAUCAGAGAGUCCAGUGAGAGGAGAAUAUGUGGAAACAAAGAAACAACAGGAAAUUGAGGAGCAAGAUGACUUUGACUGGAAGGCCUAUCUGAUGGAGGGCAUAGAGUACUACGAACCAAGCGAUGGGGAACUUUCGGACUGGUCAGAUGUUGAUGAAGAUAAUGUUGGCAGUGGAGAGGCGGGAAUUUCCCAGGGUAAUAGGGAGCUCAGGCCCAAUACCUCCAGCCCAAAUGUGACCGAGCAGCCAGUAAUACCCUUUAUUGCAGGAAAUGCGAGAGGCUACUGGGAGGAGCCAGAAGAGAUUUCAGACUCUGAUUGGCUGAGUAGAAACCUGAUCCCCCAGUACUGGAAGGGAGAGAAGAUCAGCAUUGACACUGGCCAGUACAGGGCCUGUCAGCUCAACAAUGACUGGGAGGAAUAUAAGACCCGACUUGACCCACUCCGCGGAUCCCCAAACAACACUGUAGUCACAGAGAAUGUGUUACUGAGGGAAAUCAUCUGGAUGUUAAUGGGCGUAUGUAAUGUGCACCUGCUGGAGUUUAAUGGCCGUUUUUUCUCCCCACGGCCCGGGGUUGUCUUGUCAUCCCUCUCUAUGGAGGUCCUCCAAGAUCACCUGACCCAGUUCACGCGAUACGGCUCCUAUAUACAGAUACUCCAGAACUUUUUGGACGAGAGCUACCAUGGCAAUGUCGGAGGGGUGUGUCAGACAUACCAGUCCUUCACCACGUGUAUAGCAGAGUUUCUGCAGAAGCUGAAAACCCAGAUGGCAUCCAUUGAGCUCAGGCUCAUCAAACAAGAGGAGACAAUGACCCUUGCGUCAGUUUGGGUUGAGGUUGAGCCAAUGAUGAAGAAGGUGUCCGUGCUGUGUAUGGUCUACAUGAGGGGCAUACACCAGGGUCGAACACUACAGUUGACAAGUCAGAGAGCAACCCUGCUGUUGACCACACUGUACAACACCCUUCUAGGGAUGGACACUCUUUUUGACAUGCCCAUGUAUGAGGGGGACACCCACACUGACCAGGAGGUGGACAACGUGGACAUGGUUGGCCUUUUGUUGCCAGUCUGGAUACAGACCUGUCAGCCGUACAUCAACAUCAUCGACACAUGGAUAUCCCAUGGCAACCUGUCAGACCCAUGUGCAGAAUUCAUUAUACAAAGGAACAAGGACAUCCGCUCCCUUGAUGAGACGUACUGGGAGAAGUCAUUUGUAUUCCACACCAUGCUGCAGCCCCCUGACCACGACUCCACAGUGGAUGGUUCCUCUGCUACUGUGGCCGGGAAGCAAUACACAACUGCAGACUGGGCACCAGCUUUCCUCCAGCCAGCGCUUGAGGAGAUUGUGCUGACAGGGAAAUCAAUGGAGAUGCUAGAAGGCCUUGGGAAGCUUGCUGAACAACAUGAUGGCUCCAGCAGGGUUGAUGGUCUACAAGAAUUCAAAGAGACUCAUCUCUAUGACAAAUUUAUCUUAUCAAUUCAAACUCUCAUGGGGAUGAAACUACACAAAGGGAAAUUAAAUGAAGAAUCCACUGGGGAGAAAACUACAUCCAGUUAUAGAGUUUUCUCCCCUGAAGUUGAGAGGCAGAUGGAGGAGAGAGAUGUCAAGGAUGACUUCCUGAAAAAACAUUUUGAGAAUCUCAUGGACACCAGUGCCGAUAGUCACUUUAUACUGGAUGAGAGCUUUUCAAAGACAAUAUCAAGCCUGAAAAUUGACAGUCUGCGACCUGUGGAACUGAUUCUCCGGGAAUGUCUGUACCCGCACAUUCACCACCAGUAUGAGCGUGUCUGUCUCAAGCUUGUCAACACCAUGAAAACUCAGUACCAUCUCAUAGAAUAUCUUACAUCCAUGAGGAGGUUUUUCCUAAUGGAAGCAGGGGACUGCCUUUCGGUGUUUUACACUGAAAUUUUUGACAAAAUCCGUCGGCAUGAGCACUGGAAGGAUACAACCACAGUUACAUGGGCCCUGCACGAAGCCAUCGACCCCCACUUCCCCGAGCAGGUGCCCCGAAUCUCCAUCUCCGUGGAAACCAGUGAUGACCCUAGCGACCUUCAGCCCAUCAACAUUACAAACUGUCUCCGUCUGCAAUACCAGAUUCCUAGCCCUGUUGACGUGGUGAUCAACAAUCGCUGCCAGGAGAUCUACAACCAGAUCUUCUCCUUCCUCCUGCAGAUCAAGCGCGCCAAGUACUGCCUCGAUGAGCUCAGAUUUUAUGACCUGGGUAAGGAGGUGGGUGGGAUAAGCAGCACUGACCAACUACUGAAGGGCCUAAGCCUGGACACCACGCCACGCAGACACAAGGUCCACCGCAUGCAUCUCCUCCGAAUGAAACUCAUCAACUUUGUGAACAACCUUCAUAACUACAUCAUGACCAGGAUCCUCCACAGUAUAGGCCUACAGUUCACCCGGGACCUUAGCCAGGCUAAAGACCUGGAUGAGAUCAUCAACCUGCAUGCUGGCUACAUACGCAAGAUCCACCAGCGAUGCUUGCUGCACCGUAAGAAUGCCUUCCUCAAAGAAGCCGUGCUGAAGGUGCUUAACCUUGCCCUGCGCUUCCAGAGAGAGUGGGACCGUGGCAUUGACAACAUCAGUCUGAAGCAGAUAGAGGACACAGAGACGGAGUUUUCCCGCUGUAUCAACUUUCUGCGAUCCUUCCUCAAUUCUGUUAUCCAGCGUGGAUCAUUCCCACACUUGGAAGCGCUGGCAUUUGGACUGGAGAAUCUCGUACCAAAAUAACAGACUUUUCACUCAAGAACUUAUUCUGUGAUCCAUGUACAGUUUAUGUCGAGAGUUUGGACAUAAGCAUUGCAGUGUAUGUGCUAUUUAUGAAUUGUUAAUUUAAAAAUAUAAAUUUAUUGUGCUACCUUU
Mya arenaria is the source of this 3201-nucleotide messenger RNA. RefSeq names its product gamma-tubulin complex component 5-like. Gene Ontology annotation, molecular function: microtubule minus-end binding; gamma-tubulin binding. Bases 7 to 3069 code for a protein of 1020 amino acids. Gene Ontology annotation, cellular component: gamma-tubulin complex; centrosome; spindle pole. The transcript has 23 exons. The record is from RefSeq and is a predicted model, not a curated record. Lineage: Eukaryota; Metazoa; Mollusca; Bivalvia; Myida; Myidae. Gene Ontology annotation, biological process: mitotic cell cycle; microtubule nucleation; meiotic cell cycle.